Nanorana parkeri is the source of this 761-nucleotide messenger RNA. Its product is annotated as glutathione peroxidase 1-like. Gene Ontology annotation, molecular function: glutathione peroxidase activity. Gene Ontology annotation, biological process: hydrogen peroxide catabolic process; response to hydrogen peroxide; glutathione metabolic process. The transcript is spliced from 2 exons. Gene Ontology annotation, cellular component: cytosol; mitochondrion. The record is from RefSeq and is a predicted model, not a curated record. NCBI's taxonomy places the organism in Eukaryota, Metazoa, Chordata, Amphibia, Anura, Dicroglossidae.
CACAGCGUGGCUUAUAUAUCCGGCAGCGGGAGACGGCCCGGCGAUGAACGGUCGGACGAUGAUGUCGGUACGGUCGGUGUUUGAGUUCUCGGGCCGGCUCCUGUCCGGGGAGUCGGUCAGCUUUGAUCGGUAUCGCGGGAAGAUUCUUCUCAUUGAGAAUGUGGCGUCUCUCUGAGGGACAACCGAGCGGGACUACCGGCAACUCAACCAGCUGCAGAGCGACUAUGAGGGCCGGCUGCAGGUCCUCGGCUUCCCCUGCAACCAGUUCGGACACCAGGAGAACGGCUCGGGUCAGGAGAUUCUGGACUCCCUGCGGUACGUGCGGCCCGGUGGCGGUUUUGUUCCGGCGUUCCCGAUCUUGGAGAAGUGCGAGGUGAACGGGGAGAAGGAGUUGCCGCUUUUCACCUUCCUGAAGGCGUCCCUCCCCUCCCCCAGCGAUGACGCCGUCUCCCUGAUGACCGACCCCAAAAGCAUCAUCUGGUCUCCGGUGCGGCGCAGCGACGUUUCCUGGAACUUCGAGAAGUUCCUGAUUGGCCCGGACGGCGUUCCCUACAAACGCUACAGCCGCCGCUUCGAAACCAUCAACAUCCGCCCGGACAUCGAGGAUCUGCUGAGGGGGGCGGAGACAUGAGCGUCAUGUGACCCGCCGGGCGCAGGCGUCACCUGCAGACGUUUACUUAUGAAGCUCCGCCUUGAAACCUGUAAAGGGGCGGAGCUGAUGUUCCUGUACAUUGUCUGUAGGAGGCUCUGUGAUUGGCGGG